This is a messenger RNA of Columba livia (rock pigeon), 4612 nucleotides long. RefSeq names its product neuropeptide S receptor 1 (gene NPSR1). Bases 421 to 1542 code for a protein of 373 amino acids. Lineage: Eukaryota; Metazoa; Chordata; Aves; Columbiformes; Columbidae. The record is from RefSeq and is a predicted model, not a curated record. The transcript has 9 exons. Gene Ontology annotation, biological process: neuropeptide signaling pathway; positive regulation of release of sequestered calcium ion into cytosol. Gene Ontology annotation, cellular component: plasma membrane; cytoplasm. Gene Ontology annotation, molecular function: neuropeptide receptor activity; vasopressin receptor activity.
UAAGUGAGUAAAGCUGCUGAGUGGAACAGCCAGGCUCCCGAGCUUAAUACAAGAGGAGAUCCACACUUUUACAGGUGUGCCUGACUGGCAACUUGGGGUGCAAGACAAUCCACAAGGCACAUGCCUGGGUCCAAUGCUGACUUUCUUAUUGGCUGCAGCUUCUGUUGCUGGAAAGAGCAUGUGGAUGGCUGUCGUCAGAGUUGUACCAAAGGAAAGCUCAAAGGGACGAUGCCAGCUUGGCUUUCUUUUUUUUUUUUUUUAUUUUUUUCUAUCACUCAGCUGCAUUGAAGCCCGACACCUCUGGUAGCCAGUGGUGAAGCAGUGAGAAGCUGGUUUUGUUGCUGUGCCUUUACAGGAGAAGCCUGGCUGUGUUAACUCUUACAAAAACAAGCACCUAGACAACUCGAACAAAAUCCAGUGAUGGCAGUGGGCUCCACAGAAGCCAGCAGCAGCUCCCAGGGCGGCACCGACUGGCUGGAUCUUACCUUUGUCACCUGCACUGAAACGGUGACUUUCACUGAAGUGGUGCCAGAAGAGGAAUGGGGAUCCUUUUACUAUUCUUUUAAGACAGAGCAGCUGGUGACUCUUUGGAUUCUCUUUAUUGUCACAAUUGCUGGAAAUGCCAUUGUGCUCUUCUCUACCUGGAGGAGGAAGCGGAAAUCCCGAAUGACCUUCUUCGUUACACAGUUGGCGAUCACAGAUUCAUUCACGGGACUCAUAAACAUAAUGACGGAUAUAAUUUGGCGCUACACUGGAGAUUUCAUGGCUCCUGAUAUCGUUUGCAGAGUCGUUCGCUAUUUCCAGGUGGUCCUUCUGUAUGCCUCAACUUAUGUCCUUGUGUCACUAAGUAUAGACCGGUAUCAUGCCAUAGUUUACCCAAUGAAGUUCUUGCAAGGAGAAAGACAGGCAAAAGUUCUUAUUGGAGUGGCCUGGAGCCUCUCUUUCCUGUUUUCCAUACCGACUCUGAUUAUUUUUGGGAAACGGCAGCUCUCCAACGGGGAAGUGCAGUGCUGGGCUCUAUGGCCUGAUGACUCCUACUGGAUACCCUACAUGACAGUGGUGGCUUUCCUGGUGUACUUCAUUCCUCUGAUCAUUAUCAGCGUCAUAUACUCAAUCGUGAUUCGAACCAUCUGGAUGAAGAGCAAAGCUCAGGCUGUCAUCAUAUCCAGCUGCCCUGGUGGCAAAACCUCUGCUGGCUACACCAGUCGUGGGUUCAUAUCCAGGGCAAAAGUGAAAGCAAUCAAGUACAGCAUUGUAAUUGUCCUUGCAUUUGUUCUCUGUUGGAGCCCUUACUUUCUUUUUGAUAUCCUGGACAACUUCAACAUACUCCCUGAGACCAAAGAGCGUUUCUAUGCAUCUGUGAUCAUUCAGAACCUGCCAGCCUUGAACAGUGCCAUCAACCCCCUCAUCUACUGCCUCUUCAGCAACCGCCUCUGCCCCCCUUUCGAGGAAAGAAGAACACGAAGGCUGGUGGGAACGUUCCGGGAGAGGAGUGAUGGAGGUCUGGAGAUGCAGGUCCUGUCCAAACCAGAGUACAUCUAGCAUGUGCAAUGUCCUCCAAAGCCGUGCUGGGACAUGUGACGAGGAAAUCAGAGGUUCCCCACAAGCCCCAAACACCAUGAGCAGAUGGACACCGACUGGAAAGAGCCUGCACCUCUCUGCUGUUGAGCAGCACACAUAUUUUGGAUUGGCACUGAAGCUUCAGCAAUCGCACACUGAUGGGGCCAAACUCAGUCCAAGGGGUUUGCAUUCCACUGUUGUGAGGGCUCCUCUUGGCCCUCUGUUUUCAAGCAAGCUGUAACAUAAAUGUAUUCCAAAUGGAAAAAAAAAAAACAAAAAACAUGCAAGUGGAAUGUGGUCAGAGUCUUCUCUCUAUUUUUCAGGAGUCACUAAAAGCCAUCUACUCUACUGUAUGGUUCACAUAACUCAUGAAGAGUAUUUAAAAGUAAUUACAGAGCAGGGACCCUACUUAAAAUUAAAACACUGGCACGCUAUGUAAUUAUAUCUGAUUUUUGUACACAGCCACCCAUGAAGUGAUACCCAGAAAAGAGGGGGCUGAAGGGCUGGGUUACUGCCUCCCACCUCUCCUGGCCCAUCUCCUCAGCUCACACAAGUCCUCCCAGCUGCACCUUCCCUGCAGUUCACCAUCCCUUCCCAUGCAUUCUUUCCCUGCUGUCCUACCUUGAUAUGUUGGUGGCACCCAAGGUUCCCUGCAGGUCUGCCGUGUGACAGGUCCGGAGAGUCAUUUAUCUCUGGGGUACUGUAUUAACAAAGCAUCUGCCAAGCCCUUUCCAGCCCCCACAGCGCAUCAGGUGUGCUGAUCCUCACGUGCUUCUGUGGCAAAGGCCCUGAGCAGCCUUUUGGGAACUCUGCACUAGUUCCACCUAUGAGGAUCUGCCAUCCAGGGCACUUCGUCAGCACAGUUCAAUCUCACCACCAUGCAGGAGCAUUUCCCUGGUUCAUGCACUACAUAAAUCAUCCAUGUUGCUUAAAUCAUGCAGAGAACUGUACACAUCUUUAGAUAACCUCAGAGCUGGCAAAAGACCCAGGCGAAACCACAAAACACAAAUUGCAUUUAGAAAAAACAGAAUCACAGAAUCAUAGAAUGAUUAGGGUUGGAAGGGACCUUCCAAUGUCAUCUAGUCCAAUCCCCUGCAAUGGGCAGGGACAUUUUCAACUAGAUCAGGCUGCUCAGAGCCCUACCCAGUCUAGUCUUGAAUAUCUCCAGGGAUGGGCCAUCUACCACCUCCUUGGGCAACCUGUUCCAGUGUUUUACCACCCUCACUGUAAAAAUUUUCUUCCUCAUGUGUAACCUGAAUCUCCCCUCCCUUAGUUUAAAACCAUUAUCAUAUGUCCUAUUGCAACAGCCUCUGCUAAGAAGUCUGUCCCCAUCUUUCGUAUAGGUCCUGUCUGUUGAUGGUCCAGUCUUGUAAACUCAUUGUAGGGUCCACAGAACAUUGGCUGUCAGGCAGAGCUGCACAGUGCCCCAAGCAGCUGGGCAUCCCCUUCCCCAUCCCCCUUUCAACACAUUGUUCUCAAGUUUAAGAAGAAACCUUCUCAUGCAACUUUAGCAGGUGGGUGGAUGAUAUUGACUUAAAUGUUCAAUUUACUGCAAGGUAGCUUAAAGUGUUUGCGUGAUAAUAUCCUGUAAUCAGCUGUAUGCCAAGUGUGUUUGUUUUCUCUGGGUAAAAAAAAAUGCAUUCUUUAAGUGGAGUCAGUUUAAACAGGGGUUUUUUAUUAUUAUGAUCCUUUGCAAUGAGUUUGUUCCCUGCAAAACAAGAACUGAAUAGAAUUUAUAUAAUUACCUAUAUUACAAAAAAAAAAAAUUUCCUAAGUAGGAGAUACAUAAAAUCUUGGGGCUUUAUGUUCUCAGGAAAAUAAAUAAGGUUUCUCUUUUUAUUACGAUGAAGUUCUGUUAUGGCUAAAUUUUGCUAACAGCUUAAUUAAAACCAUGAAUCUACACCAGCCUAUACAGCAGCUACCAUGGAUAGAUUGUAUAUAACUAGACAACAUUUUUUCUUGGGGACAUGUUAUAAAAUUCCCAAAAGUGGACUGCUCAGUUUAACCCUCAUGGUGACAUAGAUUUGAUUUUUUUGACUUUUUAAUUUGGUAUAUAUACACUGGCUACCUACUUUUGAACAAUUAAUGGAGUUCGUAAACUUAAUACCUGGAAAUCAGAUAACAUUUCUGAGCAGUACUUUGAUUUGCAAAUUUAUCAUGCCUCGAUCCCUCCAUAAUUUACAUAUCAUUCACAGAGGUCACCACAUGAAUUAUACCAUCUAAAUUAAACACAUGCAUGAGUAAAUGUAAGACUUUGGCCCUAAAUGAAGUCAUUACCCAUUUAUUUUCAAAGAAACAGCCUUUUUGUUUCAUUCUUUAUUGUAUAAUGUUACGUAUCAUUUACAUGUUGUUCCUAUCCAUUUUCCUCUGGACACAACUGUAAUGCCCUUACGUAUAUGAGGAUCUUUCAGUUUAAAUGGCACCACACCACUUUUGUCUGCAUAGCUUCUAAGCAUUUAAUACAGAAAUAAUUUAUCUCAUUUUAUAUCCUGCUUUCUUACUGUGCAAGAGAUGGCAUUUCAUUACCUUUUUAUAUUCCCCAAUACUUUUUUGGUUAAGAAACUGAGAAAAAGCUGGGUUUUUUCAUUAGUCUGGAAAACACUUGCACGGCUUUCCUUAGUCUCUUGGGAAGGUGAUCUAGGGAACUUCAUCUGACUCCAGUAGGUUUCAGACUCUUAUUCCAUGUCUGCAAUUUGCUCUACAUGUGUUGACUCUUUAGUUGCUUAACUGCGAGAGUUGUUAUGAAAGACCCCAGGCCUAUGAGGAGAGGCAGCAAAAGCCAAUGCCAAGGUCUAAAUGAUCAGAGAGAGUCUGAAGACAAGAAGAAGAGAGCACCCAGCUGUUUUUUUCCAUGACAGCCCUCAAGGAUCUGUGGUUUUCAUUAGCUUUAAUGCUUCAAGAUACAUCUCCAAGAUCUUUCUGACAUUCCCACAGCAACAAGAAAUACUUGUGUGCGUGACUGUUAGGACAUAAAAUCCUGUAUGAUGAUAAAGUCCUGUAUGAUUAUAGAUUCCCAGGAAGAAUGAAAAAUCAGAUACUCAUCCCUCAGAGA